GUCAUGCUGAACGUGCUCGGAGUUCUCGGGAUCGUCGGCAACAGCAUCAACAUCGCCGUCCUGAGCCAGCACCGCUUCCGCGAGUCCACCAACAUCAUCCUCAUCUCCCUCUCCACGUCCGACUUACUCUUCAGCAUGUUCCUCCCUGUGACCAGGCUCAAGUGUCUCGUCAGUUACAUUGACCCUGCGCUGGCCGUCACGGUUGACACUUAUGUCACCGUGUAUUUCUUCAUGCCGAAAUUCGUUUGUCUGGGGACGAGCUUCUGGUACGUCGGCCUCAUCGGAAUCGAGCGUUUCUUCGCCGUAAUAUUUCCGUUCCACGUAGCCAAAAUUUUCACCAGAAGGCGAGUCACGUGCCUCACCGUCUCAAUAUUCUGCUUCAGCUUCGCGAUCAUUUCUCCAACAUUUUUCACUCUCCGCUGCGUCUGGGUGUUUGACUCGGCCUUUAACCGCACCGUCGCCAUCGUAGACUACACGGAGUUUUAUCUGGCCAACCAGGAGUUCCUGGAUUUUUACAUGUGGGUCGGGUUGAACAAUUUAUUUUGUACCCUGAGCUUCAUUGUGGUCUGCACGUGCUGCUUCGCCAUCAUUGUCAAGCUGAUGCGAGCCGCUGUGAAGCGCGAGCUCAUGACGUCGCGGUCUGGCGGCUAUGACGUCAAAGUGGUCAAGAUGCUGGUGACGGUGUGUGGCAUAUUUGUGAUAGUAGGCAUCCCGACGAUAACGAUGUAUUCUUACUUCAAGCCAAAUUUUAUCUUCGUGUCGCCCGUGCACAAGCUGAUGAGUGACAUUGGGGACAUCCUAUUCUUAGCCAACGCUUCUUCCAAUUUCUUGGUCUACGUCACAAUGUCUUCAAAGUUCGCAAAGACGUAUAAGACAUUGUUUGGUUGUGGGCAA
Molecule: messenger RNA, 894 nt
Organism: Lymnaea stagnalis (great pond snail)
Lineage: Eukaryota; Metazoa; Mollusca; Gastropoda; Lymnaeidae
Source: the annotation of a GenBank genome assembly